UUCUUUAGUGCAGAGAUAUCUCUGCUUUUUACCGCAUUACUCUUAUCCACCAAAAUUCUGCAAACUCUAAACCAUUGCAUCAUUGUUCAACUUGUUUCUUUCCGUACAUAGUUCAAACACACAAAGCCAUGUCAUCUUCUUCUCCAUCACCUAUAUCUGCUGCGUUCUCCUUUUCUAAUUCAUCUUCACUUCCUAGACCCCGAACAAGAGCUAUGUCCAAAGAGCUUCAUUUCAACCAUGAUGGUGCAACCACAAAGAAGCUUUUGGCAGGGGUGGACUUAGUGGCAGAGCUGCUUGGUGUUACAUUGGGUCCUAAGGGGAGAAAUGUUGUGUUGCACAACAAGUAUGGUCCACCCAAGAUAGUCAAUGAUGGAGAAACUGUUCUCAAAGAGAUUGAAUUGGAAGAUCCAUUGGAGAAUGUUGGAGUUAAAUUGGUGAGACAAGCUGGUGCAAAAACCAAUGACUUAGCUGGUGAUGGUUCAACUACAUCUGUUGUUCUUGCUCAUGGCUUAAUCAAAGAAGGAACAAAGGUUAUUGCAGCUGGAAUGAAUCCUAUCCAAAUUGCUCGUGGGAUUGAGAAGACAGCAAUAGCUCUUGUUUCGGAACUUAAGUUGAUGUCAAGAGAAGUUGAGGAUCAUGAACUUAAAGAUGUUGCGGCAGUCAGCGCGGGGAACGAUUAUGUCGUCGGAGAAAUGAUUUCUGAGGCUUUGGAUAAAGUAGGCAGAAAAGGAGUAGUGACAAUUGGAAAAGGGAAGUACAUUGAGAGUAGUCUAGAGAUAGUCGAAGGAAUGCAAUUCGAUCGCGGAUAUCUAUCUCCAUACUUCGUCACGAAUCGAAGAAAGAUGACAGUUGAACUUCACAACUGCAAGUUGCUUUUAGUUGACAAAAAGAUCACAAAUCCAAAGGAGCUGCUUAACAUAUUGAAUGAUGCAGUGAAAGAGAAGUAUUCAAUUUUGAUAGUUGCUGAGGGAAUUGAGCAGGAAGCACUUGCUCCAGUUAUUAAAAAUAAACUUAGUGGUGUGCUUAAGGUUGCUGCUAUUAAAGCUCCUGCAUUUGGUGAACGGAAAAGCCAAUACUUGGAAGAUAUUGCCAUCUUGACUGGAGGUAUUGUAAUAAGAGAAGAUAUGGGUUUCACCUUAGAAAAAGCUAGCAAGAAUGUGUUGGGUUCUGCUACCAAGGUUGUCAUAACAAAAGAUUCUACCUUACUAGUCACUGAUGGGAGUACUAGACCAUCAGUUGAGAAGAGGGUUAAUCAACUAAGGAGGCUAGUUGAGAAUACCGAUGAAAAUUUCCAAAAGAAUAUAUUGAAUGAAAGGAUAGCAAGAUUAUCAGGUGGCAUUGCCAUUCUUCAGGUAGGAGCACAAACACAAGUAGAGUUGAAGGAUAAACAAUUAAGAAUAGAAGAUGCCUUAAAUGCAACCAGGGCAGCAAUUGAGGAAGGUGUAGUAGUUGGUGGUGGCUGUAGCCUUUUAAGGCUUUCCAUGAAGGUUGAUGGCAUAAAAAGUCUCCUAGACAAUGAAGAGCAGAAGAUUGGAGCUGAAAUCUUCAAAAGAGCUUUGAGCUAUCCUGCUAGAAUGAUAGCGAAAAAUGCUGGUGUAAAUGGCAAUAUUGUCAUAGAUAAGGUUUUAUCAAAUGAUAACAUGAAUUUUGGUUACAAUGCUGCUAGAGAUUGUUAUGAGGAUCUCAUGAAGGCUAGAAUCAUGGAUCCAACAAAGGUAGUUAGGUGCUGUAUAGAACAUGCAGCUUCUGUGGCCAAGACAUUUCUAACAUCUAAUGCUGUUGUCAUUGACCUCAAGGAACUACAACCAUUGCCACAGAGAAAGCCAAUGGCUGCUAGUUCAGGUUUGGGACCAAUUGGCUUGUAAAAAGGAAAGUUGUACAGUUUAGUUCUGCUUUAGAAUCCGGCUUCUAUUUACCAUUCAAGUAUUCACGAAGACUAAUCAAGAAGCAUUCAGAGACAUGACUCAAUUAGAUAGAAAAUCCAUAUAUGCUUUGUACAAAUGGGGGCACUGAUCGACCAGGAACACACCCAAAUGAAGUUAAUCAAAAUUAAUUUGGCUGUGACUAGCUUGAAGGACUUCAACAAUGUGAAGUGUUACACAUAUGAGCAUAAGGAAAAUGGUUGCCUCAUUUUGUACCUAGUGGAUUUUAGCAAACCAUUCUGUAUUAAAAUCAUUUUCUAAUUGUCAUCAAAUAUCAAGCAUUCAUCUUUAUAUCAGAGAAAAUUAAUAAUUUGAAGUCAUUACUCUUUGGAUUUAAUUCAUAUAUAUACACUCGGUAGAAAGAAUUUCUACGGUAUUCAA
Cicer arietinum (chickpea) is the source of this 2303-nucleotide messenger RNA. Its product is annotated as chaperonin 60 subunit beta 4, chloroplastic. Gene Ontology annotation, molecular function: ATP-dependent protein folding chaperone; ATP binding. The record is from RefSeq and is a predicted model, not a curated record. NCBI's taxonomy places the organism in Eukaryota, Viridiplantae, Streptophyta, Magnoliopsida, Fabales, Fabaceae. Gene Ontology annotation, biological process: protein refolding.